Molecule: messenger RNA, 663 nt
Organism: Aspergillus tanneri
Lineage: Eukaryota; Fungi; Ascomycota; Eurotiomycetes; Eurotiales; Aspergillaceae
Exons: 3
Coding region: 1-663 (220 amino acids)
Source: RefSeq, a predicted model, not a curated record
AUGAAAAUUAUCUUAACCGGGUCUACGGGUUUUAUUGGGGGUGAAGUUCUCUCCCAGUGCCUGGCGAGUGAAUCUAUCAGAUCAAUAGUUGUGCUCUCUCGCCGUGAUCUUCCACCUGCCAUUGCGAAUCACACCAAAAUAGAAGUGGUGAUCAUGAACGACUUUCUGAACUAUCAGGACUCUGUAAUAAACCAGCUUCAAGGUGCACAGGCAUGCAUAUGGUCGCUAGGGAAAGCACGGAUGCCUGACAAUGACGCCGUGCGCAAAGUCAGCAUCGACUAUACUAUGGCCGCUAUAAAAGUUAUUAGCCAGCUCCAGAACAAUAAGGAUGACAGUAUAUUUCGCUUUAUCUAUCUUAGUGGCGGGUUAGUGGAGCGAGACCCGCUAAAACCUCUUUGGUUUAAUCAGGACUAUCGACGAAUCCGAGGCGAGGCGGAAAAUGCUCUCCUUAAACACGCCGAGAAGAGUCAAAGGGCCUUCGAGUCUUACAUUAUGCGACCGGGAAUGGUACUCACCAAACAGCGAACCAUAGGAGACUUUAUUCGGGGUUUGGCACCCUCUGUGAAAGUAGACGUCCUAGCGAAGGCAAUGGUAGAAAUAGCAUUGCAUGGGAACCAAAGCCGGAUCUUUGAGAAUUCAACCAUCAGUGAGAUAUAUGGCUGA